AACCCUAGAUCGAACGAACGAUCGAUCGAUCGAUCGAUCUCGAUCCGUGUCGGGGAUCUCUUGAGGAGGGGGGGCGAAUGGGGAACACGGAGAAGCUGCUGAACCAGAUCAUGGACCUCAAGUUCACCUCCAAGUCGCUGCAGCGGCAGUCCCGCAAGUGCGAGAAGGAGGAGAAGGCGGAGAAGCUCAAGGUCAAGAAGGCGAUCGAGAAGGGCAACAUGGACGGCGCCCGCAUCUACGCCGAGAACGCCAUCCGCAAGCGCACCGAGCAGAUGAACUACCUCCGCCUCGCCUCCCGCCUCGACGCCGUCGUCGCCCGCCUCGACACCCAGGCCAAGAUGACCACCAUCAACAAGUCCAUGGCCUCCAUCGUCAAGUCCCUCGAGUCCUCUCUCGCUACCGGUAAUUUGCAGAAGAUGUCAGAGACGAUGGAUUCCUUUGAAAAGCAGUUUGUCAACAUGGAGGUGCAGGCAGAGUUCAUGGAGAGUGCAAUGGCUGGGUCAACAUCACUUUCCACUCCAGAAGGAGAAGUGAACAGCUUGAUGCAGCAAGUAGCGGAUGAUUAUGGACUGGAAGUCUCUGUCGGUUUGCCACAACCAGCUGCACAUGCAGUUCCAACUAAAUCAUCAGAGAAGGUUGAUGAAGAUGAUCUUUCAAGACGGCUUGCAGAGCUCAAGGCCAGAGGUUGAGAUUUCUAAGUUCUACGAGACUGAGAUGUCAUUUAAUGUAAAACAUAUGUUGGUAUGGGGAAUCCUGUUGGAUGUCUCAAGAAACUUAUUAUUCCCGUGUAAAUGUGACUGGAUUCGAACCCGGGUUCCUAUGAACCUUGUGGUAUCUAUCAUCUACGCUUGUAAUGUUAAGACCCGAGUUUUAUCUAAUGUGUGAGUUUCUCUGUUCGGCUCUA
Syzygium oleosum is the source of this 904-nucleotide messenger RNA. RefSeq names its product ESCRT-related protein CHMP1B. Bases 78 to 689 code for a protein of 203 amino acids. Gene Ontology annotation, cellular component: multivesicular body; ESCRT III complex. The transcript is spliced from 2 exons. The record is from RefSeq and is a predicted model, not a curated record. NCBI's taxonomy places the organism in Eukaryota, Viridiplantae, Streptophyta, Magnoliopsida, Myrtales, Myrtaceae. Gene Ontology annotation, biological process: endosome transport via multivesicular body sorting pathway; protein transport; late endosome to vacuole transport.